Castor canadensis (American beaver) is the source of this 528-nucleotide messenger RNA. The record is from RefSeq and is a predicted model, not a curated record. NCBI's taxonomy places the organism in Eukaryota, Metazoa, Chordata, Mammalia, Rodentia, Castoridae.
AUAAGCAGAUCCUAGUCCUAGGCCUGGAUGGAGCAGGAAAAACCAGCGUCCUCCACUCUCUAGCUGCCAACAGAGUGCAGCACAGCGUGGCGCCCACCCUGGGUUUCAAUGCAGUUUGCAUCAGCACAGAAGACAGCCAAAUGGAGUUCCUGGAGAUUGGGGGCAGCGAGCCUUUCCGUUCCCACUGGGAAAUGUACCUGUCCAAGGGAUUGCUGCUGAUCUUCGUGGUGGAUUCAGCAGAUCACAACCGAUUACCUGAAGCCAAGAAAUACCUUCAUCAACUCAUCGAAGCAAGCCCAGACCUCCCUCUGGUCGUGUUUGCACACAAACAGGAUCUAGAAGCAGCCUAUCACAUUACAGAUAUUCAUGACGCUUUGGCCUUAUCUGAGGUGGGAAAUGACAGGAAGCUGUUCUUGUUUGGAACUCAAGUGACCAAGAAUGGCUCAGAGAUACCCUCCACCUUGCAGGAUGCCAAAGACCUGAUUGCACACCUAGCCACAAGUAUGCAGUGAGCAGGACUAGGCCCAC